AUGGCCAUGUCUUGUCGGUACGCCGCCCAGAGCUGUGCUCGCCAGCUUCGAUCCGCCCGCGCUGCCCGAGCACCCGCACAAUUCGUCCGCAUCCCGGCCACCUCGAGAAGAUGGAACUCGUCCGAAGCCGCUCCCACCAACCCUAAGAUCGAAGCCAUUGUGGACCAGAUUAGCCAGCUUACUCUUCUGGAGACUGCCGACCUUGUUUCCAGCCUCAAGAACAAGCUCAACAUCCCCGAUAUGCCCAUAGGCGGUUUUGCUGCUGCUCCUGCCGCUGCCCCCGCUGCUGUUGAGGAGGCUGAGGAAGCUGCUCCUGCCGCCGCCGAGAAGACACUCUUCACCCUCAAGCUGCAAGGAUUCGAUACCGCCUCCAAGGCAAAGGUCAUCAAGGAGAUCAAGAACAUGCUCGGCCUGAGCUUGGUGGACAGCAAGAAGUUCGUUGAGAGCGCACCAAAGAUGAUGAAGGAGAACGUUCCCAAGGAAGACGCUGAGAAGAUCAUCACCACCAUGAAGGAGUUGGGCGCCACUGUGGUUAUGGAGUAA
Molecule: messenger RNA, 543 nt
Organism: Fusarium coffeatum
Lineage: Eukaryota; Fungi; Ascomycota; Sordariomycetes; Hypocreales; Nectriaceae
Exons: 2
Coding region: 1-543 (180 amino acids)
Biological process (GO): translation
Cellular component (GO): ribosome
Molecular function (GO): structural constituent of ribosome
Source: RefSeq, a predicted model, not a curated record